Molecule: messenger RNA, 2363 nt
Organism: Pipistrellus kuhlii (Kuhl's pipistrelle)
Lineage: Eukaryota; Metazoa; Chordata; Mammalia; Chiroptera; Vespertilionidae
Gene: NSUN6
Product: NOP2/Sun RNA methyltransferase 6
Exons: 11
Coding region: 415-1839 (474 amino acids)
Biological process (GO): RNA methylation
Molecular function (GO): RNA binding; methyltransferase activity
Source: RefSeq, a predicted model, not a curated record
CGCAGGAAGGGACGCAACCGGAAGCGCUUUUAACCUAGAAACUGUGGGCGCGGGUUUGGAAACUGGGCCUUGAGGUUGGGUGUUCUGAGCCGGUGCGAGCCUGGGUUCCAGUUCUCUGGGUCCACAGGGGAUUCGCUCGUUAUGCCGCUUUGUCCCCUGUAAUGAGCGUGGCAGCCCCCCCCACCCUCCAGAGAUCUCCUGAGCGCCCCUCAGGGAGGCCCGGGGACGGGCGUGGCGGAGGCGUGGAGCCGAGGAGAACGGGUGCGCUCGGCGAAGCUGGGGAGCUCCCUUCGCCCUCGGCGGGACGGCGCGCCUUUCCUGGGCGCCUGUGGGUGGUCCUUGUCCAGAGGCUGCUCACUGUCACUCGGGAAGAGAAAACCAUCGAGUUCAGCACUCCUCUGAGCAAUCGGGGAAAUGUCUUUUUUCCCUAAAGUAGCCUUGAGGCCUGAGGUUGAAAACUGUCUUAAAGAGGGCUUAAUGAAUAAGGAGGUUGUAUUGGCUUUCGGUAAACAAGAAGCAGAAAGGAAGUUUGAAACUCUGUUAAAUCACCUGUCACACCCUCCAUCAUUCACAACUGUCCGAGUAAAUACACAUCUAGCCUCAGUGCAACAUGUGAAAAGUCUUUUAUUUGAUGAACUUCACAAGCAGUUUAAUGGAUUAUCUGUUCCUAUUCUUCAACAUCCAGACCUUCAGGAUGUCUUACUUAUUCCUGUAAUUGGACCUAGGAAGGACAUAGUAAAACAACAAUGUGAAGCCAUUGUUGGAGCCCAAUGUGGUAAUGCUGUAUUAAGAGGAGCCCAUGUCUAUGUUCCAGGAAUUGUGUCAGCUUCAAAAUUUAUGAAAGCUGGAGAUGUUGUUUCUGUAUACUCUGAUAUUAAAGGCAAAUGUAAGAAAGGAGCCAAGGAAUUUGAUGGAGUAAAAGUAUUUCUUGGAAAUGGGAUUUCUGAAUUAAGCCGCAGAGGAAUCUUCAAUGGGCUACCUCAACAGAAAGGUAUAGGCAUAAGAAUGACAGAACCAGUGUAUCUCAGCCCUUCAUUUGACAAUGUACUGCCCAGCUACUUAUUUUUACAGAAUUUGCCAUCUACUGUUGUAACUCACGUUCUGGAUCCUCAGCCUGGAGAGAAGAUUCUAGAUUUGUGUGCAGCACCUGGAGGAAAAACAACACACAUUGCAGCAUUAAUGCAUGAUCAGGGAGAAGUAAUAGCCUUGGAUAAACUACCCAACAAAGUUAAAAAAAUAAAGCAGAAUGCUUUAUUAUUAGGGCUGCAUUCCAUUAGGGCUUUUUGCUUUGAUGGAACAAAGGCACUUAAACUCGAUACGGUUAAGGACACAGAAGGAGAGCCCCCAUUCUUACCAGAAUCUUUUGAUCGAAUUCUUCUUGAUGCACCCUGCAGUGGAUUGGGGCAGAGACCAAACAUGGCUUGUUCUUGGACUUUGAAGGAGUUGACAUCAUAUCAACCCUUGCAGCGAAAACUCUUUACUGUGGCAGUGAAGCUGCUGAGGCCAGGGGGCGUGCUUGUUUAUAGCACCUGCACCAUUACGCUGGCAGAGAAUGAGGAACAAGUGGCCUGGGCCCUCACAGCAUUUCCUUGCCUUCAGCUUCAGCCCCAGGAACCACACAUUGGAGGACAAGGAAUGCUGGGAGCUGGCUUGUCAUUUGAACAAUUGAACCAGCUGCAACGAUUUGAUCCAUCUGUUGUGCCGUUACAGGACAUGGACAUUGAUUCUUUCAAAGAAGCCAGAGUAGAAGACAUGAUUUGGCUGGCAAAUAAGGAUUGUAUAGGUUUUUUCAUUGCAAAAUUUGUAAAAUGCAAAAGUAUGGAGGAGAAGGAUCCUUAGAAAUGAAAAUUCCAAACAUAUGCUCUGUUGUUCGUGUGUUUUAAUUUAAAGACCAAUUUAUUGUUGGGCCAAGUGGUUGAUGAUGUGGUUGCUAAGGAAACAGAAAAGGCUGCCAGCUGUUUCACCAGUGAUCAAGAGACACGGAGGAAAUAAAGGGUGGGGGAAGGAGAGAGAUAUGAGAUUAUAUUUUGUAAUUUGUGAGUAAUCUUCCCUUUUGGAUUUAGCAGAGUAUAAAGAAAAGGAGAUGCCUAUAGAUGUCUGAAACAUGUUUAUUUGGAGUCAUAUGUUUUCAUUUUUAAUGGCAAUCAAUGAAUCUAACAAGGAAAAAAAUUAGCAAUUUUUAAUUUGGUUAUAAAGUAUAUUAUUUUUUAUUCCUGAGUUCCUAAUUAAGUAGUUUCUUAAGAAUUCAGGGCAUAGGAGGUAUGACAUUUACCAUGUGCUAAUGACUGAGCUAAAUAUUUUACCUCUUUCUCUGCUUACUAUUUGAUAAAUAAACCCUUUUUCAAAUAAAGUCUGGAUGUCUU